Trichoplusia ni (cabbage looper) is the source of this 4220-nucleotide messenger RNA. RefSeq names its product espin (gene f). Gene Ontology annotation, biological process: actin filament bundle assembly. Gene Ontology annotation, molecular function: actin filament binding. Gene Ontology annotation, cellular component: cytoplasm. The coding region runs from base 471 to 3548 and encodes 1025 amino acids. The record is from RefSeq and is a predicted model, not a curated record. The transcript has 15 exons. NCBI's taxonomy places the organism in Eukaryota, Metazoa, Arthropoda, Insecta, Lepidoptera, Noctuidae.
AUACGGCUUAUAACCCCAAUUAUUUUCAGUUUGCUGUAUUUUCUCUAUAAACUGUUCCGUUUUUUCACCUCUCGGGGAAAUGCGAGUUAAUUUGACGUAAAGCGAUUAUGGCGGUCGCGCUGUCCGCGCAGGCGCAGUACGCCAUCAGCCUCGAGCCGCGCUCCCGCGCACUUGCGCCCAUUCAAAUGGAACCGCUGCGUUUGGCGCGAAAUUUAAAUGCGACUAACUAAUCGACGACGUCAAUAAACAUUCAAUUCAUUGCUAGCUUUGUCAUAAAAGUUAACAAAUGAUAACAAUCGGUUUGCACCAAAACAAAACACGACAUUACAAAAGCGAACGGGAAAUUAAUAAAUCACGGUUGAAUUCUUUGCUAACGACGCGUCUGUAAUGCGGUCUAAUAGCGACAGUAGAAUCUGUUUUCUCUGAGAUUCCGCGGACGUUUGGUCCGUGCGUUUCUGGCAGUCGAGCAUAUGCCGACGUAUCGGUUGGUGGAAAGUGCGGGCGUGCUGAGCCGGAUCCUGCGCGGCGUGAAGAUGUGUUUCCUGAACGUGUUGCGGCUGCACGUGACGCAGAGUCAGCGGCAGAAGCGGCUGUACAAGCAGUACAUGGAGCAGCUGGCGGGGGCCUAUGUGGAGAGAUGUACGGACCUGAGCUCGAUGCAGUGGGACCGGCGGUACAGCUACCGGGUGCCGUCGCCGGAGUGGCGCUACUCGCUGCCCUGCGAGGACCACUGGUGCAGCUCGGAGGGCUCGCGCUCCUGCUGCGGCUCCGAGUGCUCCGACAGCGGCCGUUGCUCCUCGCCCUGCUGCUCAGAGGUUAUCUUCAAUGGCGGCCACCACUUCAGCGGGAAGCGGCCCUCGCAUGUCUGUCACCGUUAUCCUAUUUGCUAUCCCGGAAACUUUGGGAGCGGUCGUCUAGCUGUCGAGGGGUGGUGGUGCGGGCGCGCGAUGCCGGGCGCAGGCGGGCGCGCCAACAACGGCGCGCUGGCGCUGCACUACGCGGCCGCGAGGGGGUGCCUCGACUGCGUGCGGCUGCUGACCAACACUACGCCCGAUGUCUCUGCCAACACGGCGAUGGAUAACGACGUGACGCCAGUGUACCUGGCGGCCCAGGAGGGGCACCUGGCGGUCCUCAAGUACCUCGUGCUGGAGGCCGGCGGCCGGCUGGACGCGCGCGCUCGCGACGGCAUGCUGCCCAUACACGCGGCCGCACAGACUGGCUGUCUUGAUUGUGUUAAGUGGAUGAUUGUCGAACGAGGAGUUGACCCAAACGCGAGGGAUGGUGAUGGGGCCACACCACUCCACUUCGCGGCCUCUAGGGGUCACCUGAGCACGGUGCGGUGGCUGCUUAGACACGGCGCCAGAUUGCACCUGGACAGGCACGGCAAGAGCCCCAUCAACGAUGCUGCUGAAAAUCAUCAUUUGGAGUGUUUGAACGUGCUGGUAGCGGCUGGCGCGGCGGGCGCAGACAACAAACAGCUCUCUUCAUACAAAGCCAUCCACUCCUGCGCAUGUGCCCCGGGAGAGGCACGAUGCGCUCUCCCAAACUGCAUAAACGCGAACGGGACUCGCUCCCCAUUCUACCUGCACGCCCCGGAACGAGAGCGUCGCAGCUCAGUGCAGGAGAGGCGAGGGUCCCUGCCUUCCACCGCCGGGUCCAUCAGCUCGGCGCGGUCCGGACCGGCUGACGGGCUGUAUGUGAACCCCAUGCAGAGAGCCGUGUCGACCAGCGUCACGCAUCACAGUUCCUCAGGAGAGGAAAGUUCAGCGUGUUCAGCAUCGGACGCGGACGUCAAUGCUGCCGGUGGCUGGUUCCUCCACAACACGAGCAGCUCGGGCGCGCCGGCGGCGCUGUACCAGAGAGUGCGCGACCUGUUCCACACGCGCUCCUCGCCAGGACCCAGGGUGCCUGCUGAAGGGCAGGAGGCUCCCGCUAUGACUGUGAAAGCAGAGAUCCACGGCUCCGCUGAGGCGACGACUGCGCAGGAGCAGUCUGACAGCGACAGUGGCGCCGAAGCCACGCGCCGGGAUCACCACUACGAGGACAUCUACAUGCCCCGGGAGGAGCAUCAGAGACGAAGGAGCAGUUCUCGUGACUCUGGAAGCCACAGCAGGCCUGGCAGCGCCGCGCUCGUCGUUGACUACAACACGAAAGAUACUACAGACACUGCAAGUAAGGCAUAUGAAGAGGUGACGCCGGUAUCAGAGGCGCAGGCCAAGUCUUCGAUAGCCACAAAACUCGCUGCGCUCACACAUAAGGCACAGAACUUUGCCAGCCGUCUAUCGUCGGCUGCAGGUAGCCGUCGGGCCUCAGUCUCCGACGAGGUGGCCACAGUCCAGGCCUCGGCUUCGUCCGGCGUGUCCUCUGGCGGCAGUUCUGGUGGUAGCUCUGGAGAUGAAGCUCCUCCACCGCCACCACCGCCUCCCCCACCAGUAGUGCUUGAGGAACCAGCUCUCAAGCCUUCGGAGUUAAGGGGAAGGAUCGCGGGGCGACGCGGCUCGGCGGCGUCCGCAGACGACGAUAGACCACGCGGGCCCAACCUCGUCAACAAGCAAGCGGUGCUCCCCUUCGUGCCUCCCGCGUUCCCGCACAACGCGCCGGACCGUCUUAUCAAACCGUCGGAGUAUUUGAAAACAAUCACGGCGCCUUGCAAGCGGGACGACGGCCCGGCGGAGGAGCGGCCCCCGCCGGCGCCGCCGGUGCCGGCCGGCAGCGUGCCUCCGCCGCCGCCGCCGCAGCCGCCCGCCACGCAGCACCAGCAGCCGCUGGCCGCCAUCAGCAGCGCCGAGCUGUCCGCCGUGCGCCUGCGGACCCCCGCGACCAAAACCAUGUCCGCGCCGCCGCCCGCGCGCUCCGUCAGCCUGCAGUGCCUGCCUAGUGCAGCGGAAAGUUACAAAAACGCCAAGACGGAUUUGAUUGAGGAACUCAAAAUGUCCAAGGAUAUAACUGGAAUCAAGAAGCUGAAAGUGGAACGUGCGCGUCGCGAGAGCCUUCAGGACAAGGAGACAUUCACGGAGUUCACCAAGAGGUUCACAGCGGAGAACUUUGUUGAUCAGGUACCGGAGCGGGAUGCCGCGGGGAACGUGAUCCCCGCGUGGAAGCGGCAGAUGCUGGCCAGGAGGGCCGCGGAGAAGGCCCGCAAGGACCUAGAGAGGGAACUGGCAGGAGAGGCCGAGAGGAGGAGGGCGGCCGCCGUCCCAGCCUGGAAACGCCAGCUCUUACAGCGGAGGGAGGAGGCAGAGAACAGGUUGAGGCAAUCGUUAUACACCCCUAAGGUUGAAGAAACGAAUGGUCAGUCCAACGGUGAGUGGCGGUCGUACCCCAGCGGGACCCAGCGCGCCGUCUCCAUAGACAACAUCUCCAUGUGCUACGACACUCCUGCGCAGCCGAUGCGCGCACCGUCAGAGGCUAAACUGUCCAGCGAUCAUUGUAACGGUCAUUCGAUGACCAACGGCAAGCACGAAGACGAAGAAGAAGAAAAGGCAAAGAUCAUACCAUGGCGGGCACAACUACGCAAGACCAACAGCAAACUGAACCUCCUUGAAUAGACAUUGAGGAGUAGGAGACAAGCUCCGCCCACCUAGUGAGGCGCCGCGUCUGGACCGCGCGGCUGUAUCGGGCCCCAACCAUAGGGCUGUCAAUAGUCAAGCAAUGCUCAGAAAAUCCGACGGAAAAACGAUUUAAAUUAUAAUUUAUCUAGGUUAGUUUUUGUAAUUAUCGCUAUUUAUUAUUAUUUCCUGAAUAAUGAGCUUGCCUGAAUGCUGAGCAGUCAACACAAGCCCAACGCGAGUAAUGCCGCGCGGUCUCACUUGCGGUCUAGAGAUAUAUUAGUAAAGUUUAUAACCCAAGUCGUCAAGCAACUCCCAGUUGAAGUAUAUUCGUUGUUUGAUAUAAAUAUAAACUUGAUUGUAACGAGUCCAAAUAAUUGUAGAAGUGAUUUAAGCGAAAUGUAUCGUAUUUAAUGUGUAAACGACAUUUAUGAUAAGGUAUGUAGAUGGAAUGAGUUUCUGAGUCGAUUAAGUAGAUUUAGAAUAAUGUAGUAACUUCAAAAUUAAUUUGUUUUUUUAAGCAUUAUGUUAUGAAAAUUUGUUUUUUGUUUUAUAAUUGGACGUUAACUUUUUUAUUAUUUUUCAACUAAAUUUUCAUACGUAUCUGAUAAAAAUAGAUACGUAUUUUAAAUUUAGUAUUUAAAAUUCUGUUAACGAUUAUGAAAUUAUGAU